GUCACGUCGACUUGUGUCAAAAUGUAUCAGCAUGGCUCAAUUGCUGGACAUCCCGCUAGAACUGCUGGUUGACAUCUUCAACUUCGUGCUCAAACCGCAUCAAAUAGCAGUCUUGUGUCUCGUGAACAAGGUUUUCAACCAGUUUGCAACCCCAUUUUUGUAUCGGCACAUAUACAUCUUUCCAUGGUACAAGGAUUCAAAGUCGAAGGUCCUUUCUUUGUUCAGGACCCUGGCCGAAUGCUCUUACUUAGCGGUGUAUGUCCAAACGCUUGAGAUUAGAGAUUUUCCGAAGAGAUUGUUCUCUGCUGACCAUUCCUACUUAUCAAGUCUUUGUGUCAAAGCCAUCAGACAAUGCACCAACCUGAGGUCCUGUACCUGGACGAAGGACGGGUCUCUUCACUCUGACCUGCUAAGGUCACUUUCCAACUGCCAACAGCUACAGAAGCUAGAGAUAAACGGGAACAGUGGAGAGUACGACCCACUUAUCCUCACACAAUUCCAAAAUCUGCAGAAGUUCUCGCUCAUUAUGCCGAGUGUCCAUGUGCUCAACGUGUUGCCUACGUGGAUAAAGGCAGUGGGGGCGACCCUACGUAGUCUGAGGCUAAUAUGCAAGGCUUCCGACCAUGUGACGGACGAGCUUUUGGAGUUGCUGUCCUCCGAUCUCGCUGGUUUGGAGUACCUAAUAAUGUUCGGUUGUCGGAGGGUGACUCACAAAGGUAUCGGAGCUCUGGUGUCUGCCAACCGCAAUGGCCUUCUUGCGAUCAACAUGGAGGCAUUGUCUCCAUCAUUCGAUAUGAGUGUGUUCAGGGCUUUGUGCGACCGUACACAGGCAUUCCGACGAUUGCGGUCCAUCACAUUGACGGUGCCUGCCAACGUGUCAGCGUUGGAUUGGACUCGGGAUGUCUACGACUUACUUAGCUCUGCGCGGUUGGAGACACUUCAGUUGUACUCUAUAGAUAUGUUGGGUGACACACCAGUAACGCAUGAUUUCUGGCAGAGAUUAAUCGCUAGUCACGGAUCUCGCCUCAAACGUAUCUCCUUCCAUCGCAUACGAGCGGACCCGGCUACUCUUCACAUUAUAUGCUCCCAGUGUCCCCGACUCGAGCAAUUCUUUGCCGUAACAGAGCGGCAAGAUCUGGAAGCAGCGGCAUCGUCGUUUUCCCUAGCAAGGAACCUUCGUACGCUGCAUAUCAACUUCCCUCUGGCGGCAGGCGAGGCAUCAAUGCCACCAGUUACCCUGAUGCAGACUGCUCUAUCCAUUUCUUCGCGUUGCUCUGCGACUCUUACGUGCAUUGGACUCAACACUCAAGUGUGGCAGGUGGAGAGAGUCGUUCGUAUUGAUGAAAAUGGGGAGAAGUAUACUGAGCCAACUCUUGUACCGCGCGAGAAUCCAGAAAUACCCGAGCAGUUCCUUGUUGGUACCAUGUAAUAGGUGUUAAGUCCUGUACCGGAAUUCUUAGCUGGUAGACCAAACACGUGUACUCGGCGUCAAGUGGCGUUCGACAUCUUGACCAGCACGUCCACCUUACGAGUCCCGAACGCACAACGGGAGCACG
Pisolithus orientalis is the source of this 1556-nucleotide messenger RNA. RefSeq lists its product as uncharacterized. Gene Ontology annotation, molecular function: protein binding. The record is from RefSeq and is a predicted model, not a curated record. The transcript has 8 exons. NCBI's taxonomy places the organism in Eukaryota, Fungi, Basidiomycota, Agaricomycetes, Boletales, Pisolithaceae. The coding region runs from base 32 to 1429 and encodes 465 amino acids.